This is a messenger RNA of Dicrocoelium dendriticum, 1451 nucleotides long. NCBI's taxonomy places the organism in Eukaryota, Metazoa, Platyhelminthes, Trematoda, Plagiorchiida, Dicrocoeliidae. The record is from the annotation of a GenBank genome assembly.
AUGACAACUCUUAUUCCCAAUGGAAAGCCUUUAAAAACAAAUGGAACAUGUACGCACGUGCUCUCCACUGUUACUGGGCAUCGUCCAAGUUCCUGCAGAUCAAAAAGCGUCUCCUGCAGACACUCCAUGCAGUCAGGGGAGCGUCAAACUCGGUCUUGCAAUAAAACAAUCGUUCCAAGCAAUGCCUGCAACGUCUGCUGUACACGUCGUACAUCGACUGCAUCAGAUACGCAAUCUAUUCCCCCUGUAGCUCAAUCAGACCAACUUCCUUAUUAUUCCGGGAUGAACGCGUGUAUCCGCACUGUUCAGGAAGCACAGCCACAUGCAUGUUCCAAUCGCUUGCUGUUCCACUAUCCACGAUCAAACCAUUCAUCUCGCUCGGUUCAACAGUUCUCGAGGAACGUACUAGUCCAAUCAGUUCCGAAUUCUUCGGUCGGUGUUGAACAUGCGUACCGAACUGUUCGGUCCGUACCAUCUGAUCGCAUGGAAUUCGACUUGGAUGGAACUGUACGUCAUUUGACUUCAGCCCAAAGAGUCAAGUUGAUGCAAGAUUUGUCAGUGGUGGAAACGAACGUGAACCUAUUGAAUGACAUGCUGGCUGAACUACGACCCGACACUGUUGGCUUGGACGACCUGACUUUGUUGCAAGAACUGCAUCAAACUUGUCAGGCUAUGCAUCUACGUGUGAUGGAGUUCUUGGGUCAAGUGUCCGAUGAAGAAGCCACUCCUACUCUACUGCAAGUCAGCGAUAACUUGAACAGUGCGUUCAUGCGCUACGAGCGUUUCGAACGAUAUCGUUCACGUUCUACUCAAUCAGAAUCCGUCUCAUCAGAUUCUUUGGACUUGUCCAGAUCUGGUGGUGGCCCACUCCCCAUCAUGUAUUCCCACGAGAAACCCCUACUAGCUCUCACUUCCAAGGAUUCGCGAGAGUCACCUAGACUGCCUCUUGCCUUAACAUCUCGUUCUGAUCAACUGGAUGACGACGAUGACCCUCUCCUUGAUCUUACUGACGCAUCCAAUCGGCCAAGUCAUAGCAACCUUGUGAGUGCCGAACAGGUGGCUGAUUGGAUCGCUGCUCGACAGGCGGACGAGUCUGUUCGAAAUGUAGAUCAUAUUGCUCGGGCCAUGGAUCGUCUGGCCCUAGUGCCUGCUUGUGUGCCACCAGCGCAUUCUUCCUCGUGUACGAGCCAAAAACAAUACUUCCGAGCUGUCAAUUCGACUGAUUCUGUUUCCACUACUGGUGCAGCGUUUACCGCUCCCUCCGCAACUACCUCAUCUACUGUCAGCGGAGGAGUGCGUUCGAAAUCUUCCACUUCUGCAGAUCUGUUUCAACUUUGAAUAAGUGAGAUACAGCUAUGCGUCCUAGAUUACACGUGGUGUUGGUCAACGACUUCGUGGACAGCAAUCGGCUUCCUUAUCACCGUGAUUUUUGGCCCUUCCUCUGAUGUCAU